AUGCGAAGACCUCAUAAUGGUGAUGGAUUUGGCAUUGGAUACUAUACCGACGCCAAACUUGGCCCCGAACCCUGCGUCUUCACAUCGACCAUACCUGCGUGGAACUGCGUCAAUCUACAACGUAUCGCUUCUAAAACUGCUUCCCAUCUGAUCUUCGCCCAUGUACGAGCUACAACCGAGGGAUCUCUAAGCGAUGAUAACUGCCACCCCUUCUAUCAUCGAAGUCUGAUGUGGAUGCAUAAUGGUGGCCUAGGUGGCUGGAAGCAGAUCAAACGAAGUUUGGGUCAGCGUUUGGCAGAUAAAUGGUACCUCGGCGUGAAAGGCGGUACAGACAGUGAAUGGGCGUUUGCUCUGUACCUCGAUACUCUUGAACGAAUGGGCCACAACCCUAGCUUUCCUCCAGCAACUGGUUUCGGCCCUACCAUCCUCCGCCAAGCAAUGUUGAAGACAAUCGAACAAAUCAAUGAGUUCAUUGCCGACAUUCCAGAAGAUGUGGUUAGAGAUGAAAAGGUUGAUACUAGAAGUCUGUUGAAUUUUGCCAUCACCGACGGACAUAGUGUUGUCUGCACUCGGUAUGUGAGCAGUUGCACUGAUGAAGCUGCUAGCUUGUAUUACUCCUCUGGUACUACCUGGGAGGACAAGAGCAGCAAGGGUGAAUAUCAGAUGGACCGUAGAGACAAGGGUGCAGACAUUGUUCUGGUGGCUAGCGAACCAUUGACCUUUGAGCGAGAAAGCUGGGUUACAGUACCUACCAAUUCAACGUUGACCAUCCACAAGCAGACUGUCAUGGUUCAUCCGAUAAUCGACGAGUAUUAUAACCACAAUCCGUACCAUUCUCGGUCAUCGCAAUACGUCCAAGACAAAGGUCUUGUCACUAGUGAGAAGAGUGUCACACGCACGGGCACCCCUAGCCUCCCAAAUGGCAAGAAAUCAGCUCUGUCGGCCUCUCUUCACGAGAAUAUAGCAGGCACCUUACUUCCUUCCAUGCACAAUCGAUCCGCGUCUCCCGCACUGUCUCCUGCCAACGAGAACACUCCUCGUUACGUGUCUGCACUAUCAGACCUCCGUUAUCUGACCUCCGUGCCAAAUCUACAUCCACAGGAGCCAAGAGUCAUGGAGCAGGGCAACACUAAGAAGAAGAGAACUUCAAUUUCGGCCGAAGAUCAAUUGAAUGCCCAACAUCAGCCGGUAGUACCGCAGCAGCCAGAAGUACCCGACUCUCCACCAGCGAGAACUUUUGGGGAUCCCAGCAAGAUUGCGCAGUACUUUCCAGAAGUAAGUUAA
Molecule: messenger RNA, 1284 nt
Organism: Mollisia scopiformis
Lineage: Eukaryota; Fungi; Ascomycota; Leotiomycetes; Helotiales; Mollisiaceae
Product: Amidophosphoribosyltransferase-like protein precursor
Exons: 3
Coding region: 1-1284 (427 amino acids)
Source: RefSeq, a predicted model, not a curated record